AUGACGACGAAGAGCAAUAAAGGAAUUAGACUUGAAACAGACAUCGAAAAAUGUCGAGAAGAAGGAAAUUGGAAGAAAGUUAUAGAAUUAUCAGAUCAGUUGAAGAUGAAAAAUAAUCUACAAGGACCAUUAUGUAAUUUCUUAUUGGGUGAAGGAAAGUUAGAGAUUUUCUUGGAGGAAUAUCCACCAUUAGAAUGUAAUAUUAGUAAAGCUAAGGCAGGUCUCAUAGAAGCCAAAAAAAGUCUUCUGAUAGCUGCAGGAGAACAAGGCGUUAAAGCUGGUGUUUCUUUAGAUGCUCAUCUUCUUUUGGGUAAACUACAUUAUGCGAUGGGUCAUUAUGAGGAAUCUUUAAAGCAUUAUAUGGAUGCUGAUUUACAUUCUUUGACUGAGAAGUCUCUUCCAAGCAGAAGCUUAAGGAUAGUUGCAGAAUCCUAUGCAGUUAAAGGUCUUUGCCUUGAAAAAGUUCCACCUUCAUCUACAUCAAAAUACAAGCAUGUGGAAUGGGAAGAACAAAUGGUUAAAAGUUUUGAAUUGGCUGGAGAUUUGACAUUGCUUUAUUUGCAAGAACAGGACAAAAUUCAACAACAGUUUGUUAGUAAUACUGGAACUGGAACAGGAUCCCACUCUCCACAACCAAUGGCUUCAGUUCGACCAAUGGGACCAAUUUUGGAAACAGCUCUUCAAAGAGCACCACUUCUUCAUAUACUUGCUGGUAGAUUACCAGCUGCAGUCAAUAAAUACCGAAGUAUGCUGUCAGCUGAAGAAUCAAGUGGCACUCAUACACUCCGAUUAAUACUAACAAGGCAGUUAGGAGAAGUUCUUAUUAGAGGUUUUACUGGAAUGAAAUAUACUCCACCUUCUGCGAAUGGGAAUGGAACUCUGAAUAGGAGAAGUGGAAACUCAAGUCCUUGGAAACCUCGGGUUUAUUCUGGUCAUAAUUUAUUUAUUCCGCGAAAUGAAUGUGAAGAAAUUAUUUUGCUCCUAUUAAUAAGUGAAGCAAUGGCAGGUAGAGAAGCAGUUCUCAGUCAGUCUCCAGAAUUCAAAGAUGUAAGAUUAAGAGCUUUGACUAAUGCAACUGCAGUAUAUGAUCUUUUGACUAUAACACUGGUUAGAUGGGGGCAGAUUAGUCUUCUUCAUGAGUCUCUUGAACGUGCAUUAAAGUUUUCAUAUGAAGAGAGUCAUGUCUGGAUGCAGCGAGCUCUGUGCUUAGAAAACAUGGGAAGAUACAUUGAAGCUCUUGCUAUCAUAAAAGAAGUAGUUAGGAUGCAAUCAACCAAAGUCAUGCCUUGUCUUCUUGCUGCAAGGAUGUGCUAUACUCACUUAAACAAUAUUUCUGAAGGAAUUCAAUGGAGUGAAAUGGCACUCCAGCGAGAACUUAGUAAUCCACAAGGACUGUUGUCUAGAUGUCAUCUUUAUAUUGGGAUUGGAUCACAUUAUGCUGCAUUAUCUUCUCACCUUAAAACUAAAAAACACUCAUUAAAUAUUUCUGGAUUUGAGUCAUUUAACAAAGCAAUGCAGCUUGACCCUAAUGAUCAUUUGGUUGAAUAUUACCUUGCAAUAAGCUAUGCUUGUAAUGGGCAGACAGCUGAGGCAGUAUCACAUGUUAAGUCAAGCUUAAAACUAUGCCCUGAACAUGCUCCUUCUCUCCAUUUGAUGCUUCUCUUGCUGACAGCCCAAAGGCAGUACAUUGAAGCCCAUUCUCUUUUACAAACUGCUAUUAGUGAUUUCCCUGAUAGUUUGGACCUUCAUUAUGUCAAGGCUCAUUUGGAACUGCACAUUCAAGGACCAGAGGUUGCCUUAUUAACUGCAAAAAAUAUGUUAGUAAUUUGGAAGAAUAUAUAUGAAGACCAAACUGUAGUUGAUAAUUCUGAUAAUAAGAGCGUUUUUCAAUUGUAUACUUCUGAGAUGUCUGAUAAAGAUUCUAGUUCUCUCCAUGCUCACUCAUUAGCUGCUUCAAGAGUAGAGCAGGCACUUUCUGAAGUAGCAUCAUCUCUUUCAACAUUCACGCCAAAGCCUGGACCCCAGCGGGCUUGGCUUUUACAGUUACAAAUUUGGCUCCUUCUUGCUGAACUUUACCUUUCAAUGGAUCAAAUACCUUCUGCCGCCAAUUGUAUUCAGGAGGCAGCUAGCAUUUAUCCACUUUCUCAUCACAUAAUGUUCACGAGAGGCCUUGUUCAUGAACAAAAAAGAGAAUUCAUUGAAGCUAGACAAUGUUUUCAAAAUGCUGUGUCAAUUAACCCAUCUCAUAUCAAAAGUCUACAGCAUUUGGGUUUAAUGUACCAUUACUUAGGCAAUCAAAGGAUGGCUGAAAAGGUUUUAAGGGAUGCUGCAAGAAUUGAUCCCCACUCACCAAAAACAUGGUACAAUCUUGGAAAAGUUUUGGAAUCUCUUUGUGAUUAUUCAAGAGCAAGUGAUUGUAUGGCCACUGCCCUUCAAGUUGAAUCUGUGAGCCCUCUUUUGCCUUACACAUCAAUCCCGAUUACUUUUGAAUGA
Messenger RNA from Nezara viridula (southern green stink bug), 2493 nucleotides. NCBI's taxonomy places the organism in Eukaryota, Metazoa, Arthropoda, Insecta, Hemiptera, Pentatomidae. The record is from the annotation of a GenBank genome assembly.